Messenger RNA from Aphanomyces astaci, 616 nucleotides. RefSeq lists its product as hypothetical. The record is from RefSeq and is a predicted model, not a curated record. NCBI's taxonomy places the organism in Eukaryota, Oomycota, Saprolegniomycetes, Saprolegniales, Verrucalvaceae. The transcript has 3 exons. The coding region runs from base 40 to 465 and encodes 141 amino acids.
AAACCACGAUGCCCGCCGUGGUUUUAUCACAUUGAAAACAUGUUGGCUCGGAUUGCUCCUCGAUGCAUGCAGCGAUGGCCAUCGGCGGUGGUGGCGUCCAUGAAGCCUCGCAGCUUUUCAGCCUUUGAGAAAGACGAAGAUGGGAUGGUGAACAUCAACUCCAAGCAACACUGGGAUGCCCUGGUCGCCACAGGAAACCCAAUCGUGGCGGACUUUUGGGCUCCGUGGUGUGGGAAGUGCCGCCAAAUCCAAGGUUUCGUGGAAACUUUGGCCGAAGAUCACCCGCAUGUGACAUUUGUACGAAUGAACACGGGCGAUGAAGGUGUGGAACCGAUCAAAGCCGCGCUGAACGUGACGGUGCUGCCUUCCUUUCGCUUUUUCAACGGCGGAGAGGAAGUCGGCGCGCCUGUCACCGGCUACAAGAAGGACCAGCUCGAAGACCAAGUCACCAAACUCGCAUUGUAACAUAACUUCCGUCGAAUAGUGCACAGCUUAUCCGAGACGUUCGCUUCGUUCUCGUAGUUACAAUACCUUUUUCCAUGGGCAAUUAUCAUGGUAGUGGAACAAUCCGACCAGCCAGAAACGAACAACAGCUAAAGUGAGAAGCUUAGAUCCG